AUGUCAGAUAGCGAAUCAAACGCAUCAAGUGAUGAUUCAAGGUCACAAGGAGAUAAUGGCAGUGAUUAACAAUAAAGAGAAAUAGAAGAUCAAAAUAAUUUAAAUUAAUCUGAUGAGAAUGAAGAUCAAGGUGAAUAAUAUGAAGAGGAGAAAUCAGAUGAAAUGGGAGAGUAUGAUGAAGGAGAAAAUUCUUAGAAAGAUGGAAAUAACUUAAUGGGAGAUGAUAAUGAAUAUAAUGAAGAUAAAAUUGGGGAUGAUAAUAUGACCCGCUAUCAAGAACUUGAAGCAAAUAUUCUAUAAAUGUAUGCCGAAACUGGAUAAAAAUGGCAAGAUCCAGAUUUUCCUCCAGAUAAUUCAUCUCUUUUCAAGGAUGUAAAUAAUAUACCUGAAUGGGGAAAAGACGUUCGUAAAAUUACUUGGCUGCGUCCACACGAAAUUUCUAAAGAAGCAAAGUUUAUUCAAGAUAAAGAUGGAGAUGCAAAGUAGGGUGCAUUUGGUGAAAGUUGGUUUAUUGGAGCAAUUAUUAUUAUAAGCACUCACGGAGAUUUACUAGAAAAGCUCUUUGUUGAAACAUCUCAUUUUGACUCUGCAGGCUUUGUCACAUUUUAAUUCUUCAAGAAUGGUGAGUGGAAAUAAGUCAUUGUUGAUACUCUACUUCCUUAUGAUCCUGAAUCAAAAUAAAUUCUCUUCACUUACUGUGCUUCUCCCUCUGAAUUUUGGAUUCCUUUGAUGGAGAAAGCCUAUUCUAAACUUCAUGGAUGCUACGAAAAGAUAUGUGAAGGAUCUAUCUUAGAAGGUCUUGUUGAUCUAACUGGAGGUGUUUCAGAAGGAUGGACAUUAAACGAUCCUGACACAUCGAAAUUAAUUGAAUCAAAUUAAUUUUGGUAAACACUAACAAACUAUUUCCACUAAAAAUUUUACCUUGGAUGUGUUAACUAUGUUGAAGGCAAAGGAACAAAAAAUGCAGAUACUGGUACUCAUGGUAUAUUAGAAAAUCAUCAUUAUGGUAUUUGCGAUAUCAGAGAAUUUCCUAGAGAAAAUUUAAAAUUGAUCAGAAUAAGAAACCCUUGGGGUACAGAUGGUGGCUGGAACGGUCCUUUCUGUGAUGAUUCUGAAGAAUGGGAUAAAUAUAGGGAGCUAAGAGAUAAAUUAAAGCUUGUCUUUAAGUCCAAAAAAUCAGAUGGAACAUGGUGGAUGAGUUUUCACGAUUGGUAUCUUCACUUCAAUAAGCUCUAUGUUUGCAAGGUUUUCCCUGAAAAUUGGGAAGUCUAUUCCAUAGAAUCAAAGUGGUAAGGAAAAACUUAGGGUGGUAUCUGUCCUCCUAGAAUGGAAUAUGAAGGAUAAGAACCUAUGCCUGAGUUCCUUUAGUUAGAUACAGAUGAAAAGUGGUUUAACAAUCCUUAGUUCAGAUUAAAAGUUUAAAAAGAGACAAAGUUAUAUAUUAGUUUGAUGUUAGAGGAUGAAAAACUGAGCAAACAUUCAUAUGUUUAAUGUAAUUUUAUCGUUAUAGCAAAUAAGGAUAGAAACAAUAGAGUUUGGGAAAGACCUUAGGAUAAUGAUAUCAUAAUUGAAGCUAAUCCAAACGGAGUUUUACCUGCUUAAAGAGAAAUCACCUAGUACGUAUCACUUAAAAGAUUUGAAGGAAAAAAUUAUGGAAAUUACAUAAUUGUCCCUAAUAUGAUUACAGAUAGUAAAAAAGAUGAAAAAAGAACAUUUUAUUUAAGAAUAUUUGCAUCUGAUGCUGUUUCGGUCAAUGAAAUGCCUGAAACACUUGAAGUUUCUAUGGAUGGAUAGUGGGGAGAUUUUAAUUCAGGAGGAAAAAGAAAAAUUGAAAAUAAAAGUAAUGCAAAUUGGUGUAGAAAUCCUUAAUACUUUUUAAAUUUAGUUUAGCCAACUAACCUCAAGAUAAUUUUAAAGAAAGUUGGCCAAAUCAGAAGGACAAGAGGUUUGAAAAUCGGUAUGACUAUUUGUAGAUUUGAAGUUGCUGAAAAGCAAAAUACCUAAGGAAAGGGUAAAAAAGAAAUCCAAACUUAGUCUAAAGGAAAAUAAGCUGGUUCAAAUUUAGCCCGUUUGUUAACUUAAACAUAGCAACAAUUAGAGCCACCAAUUAUGGAAAACAUAGAAAGAAAGCUUUUUAUAGGUUAUGCUGAAAAAUUUAAAGAGUCUACAUACAUUAGUGACGAAGUCUGUGCUUUAUAUUUUAAAUGGAAUCCUACUGAAGGUCCUUUUAUAAUAAUUCCAUCGAUGGAUCAAGAGGACAAAAACGCUAAUUAUAAGCUUACUAUUUACUCAAAUAAUCCUGUAUAACUUUAAAGAUUGGAUGAAAAUAAAAAUUGUGUAUUGAUUGGUAAAUGGGAGCAAGAUAUAUCAGAUGGAGGCUGCCAUUUAUAUGAUGAUCCAUUUGAAAAAGAUAUGACAAAAAAAACUUGGACAUAAAAUCCUAAAUUUUUGCUUAACUUUAAAGAAAAUAAACCCACAUCGUUUAAAGUAACAUUAGCUAUUGCUGAGAAAAAUUGGAAAGCCAAGACAAAGAAUACAGUAGGUGGUAUGAUUGGUAUUUAUCUUUUAGAAAAAAGAGAAGGAAAAAUUUCUAUUGAAUAGAGAAUAGGUAAUAUAAACUUUUUGCCUGUUUAGGUUUUAGAAGAAACUUAUCACCUAUCUGAAAUAAGUAAAAAUGGCUACUAUAUUAUGCCUAGCACAUAUUAGUCUAAAAUAUCUGGUUAAUUCAUACUUUCUGUUACUUCAGAUAGUGAAUUUACAUUGCAAGCAUUAAAAUGA
Molecule: messenger RNA, 2778 nt
Organism: Tetrahymena thermophila SB210
Lineage: Eukaryota; Ciliophora; Oligohymenophorea; Hymenostomatida; Tetrahymenidae
Product: calpain family cysteine protease
Exons: 12
Biological process (GO): proteolysis
Cellular component (GO): cytoplasm
Molecular function (GO): calcium-dependent cysteine-type endopeptidase activity
Source: RefSeq, a predicted model, not a curated record